Molecule: messenger RNA, 1308 nt
Organism: Symbiodinium natans
Lineage: Eukaryota; Dinophyceae; Suessiales; Symbiodiniaceae
Source: the annotation of a GenBank genome assembly
AUGGCCCAUACUUCCUCGGCCGGCUUGGAGGUCUCCAAGAUGAACAGCAUGGGCACGAAGAGCAAGAGCACUAUGGUGGAGCGCAUUGAAUACGAUCCCUACGAAAUGCCUGGGCCAUAUGACGACGACGACGUCCAUCGCACCCAUUCGGGCAGACGACGUUCAUCGGUGAACGCGAUGCCGACGGUCUCCGCACAGUUCAUCAAGAGAGACCUCCACGGAUCGUUUCUGGACGGUCGUACUGUGAUGCAGAGUUACAUCUACAUGUUCCUGAAGAGCCCAUGGACGACCAACAGCCUGGCUGCCAUCACCAUGUUUGAUGCCUACUUGUCCUGCGUGGACAUCGACCGGGGUGCCGCGAGCUUGCCUCCGAUCGCCUGGGUGUCGGUGACAACACAGCUCUGCCUCGUUCUGUAUACAGUGGAAUGGCUGAGCUGGUUGUUUGUCCGCGGCCGGCGUAUUGUCAAAGAUUUGAUGCUCAUGAUGGAGUUGCUGAUCAUUCUCUGUGGCUAUGGCGAGCUCAUCCUUGCUCUGACAGUGGAGUCUGUCGCCGACAGCAUCGUGGCGUUCCGAAUGCUGCGGAUUGCCCGUACAUUGCGUCUGCUGAAGCUUUUCCGGCGCGUCGGCUACUUCAAAGAGCUACGCAAGGUGCUAACCAUGGCGACAACAUGCCUUCGAACGCUGCUGUGGUCCUUCCUUUUCUGUUUCGUGGUGAUGACCUUUUGGUCCAUGCUGCUUGUGGAUCUCGUGCAGCCGCUAAUUGUUGACUUGCACGAGAGCUCCAGCACCUUUGCGGACUGCGAAGAGUGCGUCCGGAUGUCAUCCUCGGUCAUGAUGGCAAACUUGCUGCUCUUCAAGACUGUGAUUGCCGGUGACAGCUGGGGUCUGAUUGCCGUCCCGGUGAUUGAGGCGCACCCAGCCACUGCCAUCAUCUUCGUCGGGUCAUUGCUGACGCUGGUCUUCGGCGUGCUCAACCUCAUAGUCGCAGUUGUGGUGGACACUUUUGCCGAGACACGGCAGCGCGAUGUGCUUGGCAUGGCUGAGGAGCUAGAAACUGACUUCGAGGAAGACCGGCGCUUGUUGCAGAGAAUCUUCGACCGCGUCGACACGCAGGGCAGUGGUCAGCUGUCCUUGGAAGACCUCUUCACAGCUGCGCAGGAAGAUCCGGAAUUGCAGAGUCGCCUCAGGGUCAUGGACAUCGAUGAGGCAGACUUGCAGCAGCUGUUUGAGAUGAUCGAUGUGGAUGGCUCGGGGACCGUGGAGAAGAGCGAGUUCAUCGAGCCGCUGAGUCGAUGGGUGCACGCCUAG